Dentiscutata erythropus is the source of this 951-nucleotide messenger RNA. The record is from the annotation of a GenBank genome assembly. Lineage: Eukaryota; Fungi; Glomeromycota; Glomeromycetes; Diversisporales; Gigasporaceae.
AUGAAUUAUUCUAUAUCAUAUCGAAAACGACUAUGCUUAACCUGGAUAUAUAGAGGAAUUGUUAGAAAUAGAUUUAUCGCCGGAUGUCUGUUAAUGACAGUAUUAAUUGCGACAUUAUAUAUUCAUUUAAAUAGAUCCUAUACCAAUUCAAUUUCUUUUCAGAUUCAAGAAAUCAAUAAACGUAAAACGCAUAUCAGUAAUAUUAGCAAUAUUAUAGUUGUUAUUGACGAUGAACAACAUGCAAACAAUCUGCAGCCUAUAUAUUGCAAUCUGCAUAGAAAAACAGAAAAUGUAAGCACGCAUGUAAUAGUUACAGGUCGUGGAAUAAGUGGUAAAGAAUUAAUAAAGUCCAAUUCACUAUUGCCAAAUUGUGAUAUAACUGUAUAUGAUCUGGAGCUUCAAAAAAGCAUUUUUGUCAAUGAAAAUUUCUUAACAUCAAUUUUUAAAGGAAUAAGUGGUAUAUUGAAUCAAAUUCAGCCGGAUGUUUUGAUUUAUAUAAAUGAUUUUAAGAAUGAAGCAAUGCGUGCUGUUGAUGCCGCAUUAGUUUCUGCUUCUCAAACAAAUAAUACCAUUACAAAGAUUGCACUACCUCUUGAACAUGCGAAAUAUAUGAUGUGGUUAACUGAUUUAUCCAUAGAGGCGCUUAAAAACUGGAACACUCCAAACAUUCAAAUACAAGUAAUUACUCAAAAUCGUCCUUCCUCUCUUAUACGUCUUAUGCAAUCUCUCGGUUCGUCUAUUUAUUUCGGUGAUGACGUACAUCUUACUAUAAACAUUGAUCGAAGUGCAGAUCCUAUAACUGUUAAUUAUUGUCAGACAUUUGAAUGGAAUUUUGGUCAAAAGAGCGUUCGAUACCGUAUAAAACAAGGUGGUUUGAUUAAUGCUGUGGUGGAAUCUUAUUAUCCUGCUACCAAUGAUGAAUACGCCAUAAUUUUAGAAGAUGAUAUUGAA